UUGUUGUGUUUUCGCACGCGAAGCUUGUUUUGUUGUUUACAAUCGCAUCCGAUUUUCGUACUUUUUAUUUUACACGAUUUUAAACACCAUUCCCGAUGACCACCAGCAAUGAGAUUGAUUUCGAUAGCCCCUUCGUGAAGAAGGAACAGUGUUGCAAAAUUUGUGGCGAAACCGAGGGGCCGAUGGAAUCGAUUUUUUGCAAAGCGGACGACACUGCCAUGCUGAACAAAAUCUACAAAUGCACCCGGGUGGAGGUGACACCGGUUUGUGGCUUGAUUUCCCCAGUCUGUGAGCACUGCCAUCGACGGAUCGAUGCGUUCGAUGAGAAUGCACCGCCAAAGGUGAUAGAGUACGUGAUCAAGACCGAUCUGGACCCGGAACCGCUCGACUAUGAUCCGCUGAAUGUAGGCGACAUUUCCGAUCCGAUGGGUGAUGAUGUCAAAUCUGAAGAUGAUUCGGAAGAACCAGCAUGUAUUUACGUGACGAAAAUUGUCAAACGUAGAGGAAGACGGAAAGCCAGCGACGAGCCAGUUCGAAGCAGAGCUGCACGACGGCCAGGUCGACCGAAACUAAAGGUUGAACCUAAGAAACCUCGAAAGAGUUCUAGUAGCUUACGCGAAGAAAAAACUUCCUUGGACGAGGGAAGCUCUUGCGAAAAUGAAGCGGAUCAUUUGGGCGAACGACCGUCAUCAGAAAAAGAGCGUUCCUCUUCCCAGGACGAGGACAAUUCCAAAUUCACCGAUCUUGAUUCAGAUCUCGAUGACGAUGAAGCACUUGACCACGAGGAGGGGGAGGAGGAAGAAUCCGCUCUGGAUGAGGAAGUGGAUGAGCACACCAACUCCGAGGAAGAGCCCCGCAAACGUGGACGCCCAAAACGUACCGCCCGGGGAGCAACGUCAAAAAGCCCAAAGCAGUGCGAAGUGUGCGGCAAGCAGGUGAAGUAUAUGGCGGAACACAUGCGGCAGCAUCUGAUCGAAUCGCAGCAUCCCUGCCCACACUGCGACCGGACGUUCGUGCAGGCCAACAAUCUCCGCUACCACAUACGGAAGCAUCUCGGCGAGAAACCGUACGCGUGCAAGCAGUGCAAAAAGCGAUUCUACUGCGAGGCACACCUCAAGUCGCAUAUGCGUGUGCACGGACCGCAGGGCCUGUUCCAGUGUACCGUCUGCUCGAAAAGCUUCAACCAGGAGUGCAACCUGAAGAAGCAUUUGCGUGUGCACACGGGCGAAAAGCCGUACGUGUGUGAUAAGUGCGGGAAGCGCUUCAACAGCACGUCCAAUCUGCGCAACCACGCCCGGCUGCACACGGAGGAGCGGCCGCUGACGUGCGAUCACUGUGCGAAAAGCUUCGUCGAUGUGCAUCAUCUGCAGCGGCACAUUCGUGUCCAUACGGGUGAACGACCGUACAUUUGUCACGUGUGCUUUCAAGCAUUCUACUGCCAGACCGGGCUGAUGGAGCAUCUGAAAACGCACAUCGAGAAGAAGAACAUUAAAUUAGAUUAAAAUUGUUUUUUUUUAUGAAAGCCCGGUGCCAAUCAUGCAAUGAUAAGCUUUGCUUUAAGCAGCCCUAUUGCCUAGUUUGUUGGUGUGCAAUUAAGUUUUAAAAAGUACGUUAAUAAGAAAUCAAAGACGUGAUGG
Molecule: messenger RNA, 1637 nt
Organism: Anopheles coluzzii
Lineage: Eukaryota; Metazoa; Arthropoda; Insecta; Diptera; Culicidae
Product: zinc finger protein 37-like
Exons: 5
Coding region: 96-1502 (468 amino acids)
Biological process (GO): regulation of transcription by RNA polymerase II
Molecular function (GO): DNA-binding transcription factor activity; RNA polymerase II cis-regulatory region sequence-specific DNA binding
Source: RefSeq, a predicted model, not a curated record